Scomber japonicus (chub mackerel) is the source of this 816-nucleotide messenger RNA. RefSeq names its product chromosome 24 C8orf74 homolog (gene c24h8orf74). The coding region runs from base 1 to 816 and encodes 271 amino acids. The record is from RefSeq and is a predicted model, not a curated record. The transcript is spliced from 5 exons. NCBI's taxonomy places the organism in Eukaryota, Metazoa, Chordata, Actinopteri, Scombriformes, Scombridae.
AUGGAUUCCCUUACAGAGAGAGAGAUAUCACACAUAGCGAGGCUGCAGAGAGAGGCUGGACUGCAGAGACUCAACUGUCACUUCUCAUGGCCCGACUUCUGUGAUGAGCGCCGGCGUUUCCAUCAGGAGUUUGUGUAUGACACCGCUAUGUUCGCAGCAUCCCGUGGCUUCUCCUGGUCUCAUGUCAUCCGGGCAGCUGUGAUCGUCAAAGACAUCUUCCCACAGCUGGACGGUCAUGACCUACCCAAACUAUCAUCCUUACUCAUGGACACACUGUCCGAGUGUUUGCCGAACCUCACCCCUGUCCACCGACAUGAGUUAACCCAGUACCUCACAGACACCUGCAUCACUCGGCGUAGGCUCUUCCAGGCGGUGGUGGGUGGAGCUGCUAACAUGUCCAUCACCCAGAUACACUUGGAGGUGCAGCUGCCACCCACACCCUGCCCUCUAGCACAGGGCAUGGAGCUGAAUGAGUGGGAGCAUCAGCAACAGCAAGCCCAACUCACAGCAAGUUUGCAGCAGAAGGAGGAGCAGCUGAAGAGCCUCAGGGAGGGGUUAAGGGUCACUGUAGAGGAUGUGAAUGUUCCUGAGGAGGAGCAGCUGCAUAAAGAGCUGGUGCGUGCAGCGGUAAAGGCCACAGAGGGACAGAUGCUGGCUUCUCUGCACCAAGAAGCCUCGUUGCUCGGUGACAUCCUGCAGCUCAAACUGCAGUGUGUAGCGUUGGCCACCGGGAGGCUCCACAAUCCUGCUCCAGCUCACAUCAGCCCGCAUCCAGACACAUCUGCAAAGGCAAAGCUGCACACAGGAAAAAAGUAA